Messenger RNA from Marmota flaviventris (yellow-bellied marmot), 963 nucleotides. RefSeq names its product cilia and flagella associated protein 77 (gene Cfap77). The record is from RefSeq and is a predicted model, not a curated record. Lineage: Eukaryota; Metazoa; Chordata; Mammalia; Rodentia; Sciuridae.
AUGCCAGAGGCCGGGGACUCCCGCCAGGACCUCAAGCGAUGGAAGAAGAAGAAGCAGCAGGUGCAUCGCACUGUCAGCCAGAUCUGCCCGCCCCCUCGGCGGCCCCUGACGGUGGCUGACAUCCGCCCAGGCAUGGAGAAUGAGAGGCUGGGGGUCGUGCGGGACUCCAUGUUUCAGAACCCGCUCAUCGUCAAGGUGAGCCACCCACAGUCAAGGGUUUCCAGCCAUCAAGUCCUGGAUGUCAGUUCUGUUGGCCCGGUCAUUCCUUUCCUUGUUGGAGUCCACAUCAAAGCAGGCCCACAGGCUGAACUCGGCAGGCCCCGGGAGAGAAGCUGCAGCCUGCCUGGCAUUGACUUCAAUUACGGACUCUACAUCCGGGGGCUGGACGGAGGGGUCCCCGAAGCCUUAGGGCACUGGGACGUGUUUAAGCAGCAGCCCACCUGCCCCCAAGAGCUAACCCGGAACUAUAUCGCCAUGAACCGCGGGGCAGUGAAGGCUGGCCUGGUGACCGCCCGGGAGAACAUCCUGUACCGGCAGCUCAAGGACAUCCGCAUCAGCGACAAGGACGACCGGCGGACCAAGAAGGACGCACCCUCCCUGCCCCCAGACAUGACCUACGGCAUCCAGGCACGGCCUUCUACACCCUUCUUUGAUCUGCUGCAGCACCGGUACCAGCAGCUGUGGGUGCAGGAGCAAAAGGCCACCCAGAAAGCCAUUAAACUGGAGAAAAAGCAAAAGGUGAUCCUGGGGAAGCUGUAUGAGACCCGGAGCAAUCACCUGAGGAAAUAUAAGCCGCCCGUGAAGCUGGAUGCCCUCUGGCACAUGCCCCACUUCCAGAAGGUGGGUCGCCAUCUUGACACGUUCCCCACCGAGGCUGAUCGCCAGAGAGCACUCAAAGCCCAGCGAGAAGAAUACGCAGUGCGCCAGGGGACCCUGCGCCUGGGCAACUACACCCACCCCUAG